AUGAGGGCCUCAAGAUCUUUAAGGAAGCUUAUGAACUUUCUUGUUAUGGUGCAAUAUGUACCACGAGUUCUUCGCAUCUACUUAUCAUGCAAGAAAUCCAAAAAACCUUUCAAAGGACAUACUGCAUUAUGGGUUAAAGGUUUACUCAAUUUUUUCCUCUACAUCCUUGCUAGUCAUGUACUUGGAGCUUUUUGGUACUUUUUUGCCGUUCAACGAAUUACAAGUUGCUGGCAACAUGUAUGCCAAUAUGAAAAUGGAUGUGGCCCUAGUAAUUUUAAUUGUCAUGAUCACCAUACAUUGAGAAAUAUUACGGUUCUAGAUGAUUUAUGCCCUAUAAAUUCAUCAAAUACAACUCUCUUUGAUUUUGGUAUAUAUCUAAGUGUCCUUCAGUCGGGUAUAUUGUGGUCAACAAACUAUCCGCUGAAGUUUUCGAACAGUUUUUGUUGGGGCUUGCGGAAUUUGAGUUCUCUUGCUUCAAAUCUUGAGCCGAGCUCCAAUACAUGGGAAAUCCUCUUUGUGGCUUGUAUUUCUAUAAUCGGCUUGCUACUAUUUGUGUAUCUCAUUGGGAAUUUGCAGACAUAUGUGCUGUUAGAUACUGAAAGAUUAGAGUCGCACAGACGCAAGAUGAGACUUGAACGGAAGAUGAAAGCGAAAGGCCGAGAUGUAGAAUUAUGGUUAUCUAAACAUGGCACUCCCCUGCGUAGAAAGCCGGAUAUCAUGGAAAAGGUACGAUUAGAACUUGAAGAAAACUGGGAUAUUGAUGUGGAUCAGGAAAUCCUCUCUAUUCUUCCCCGGGAACUUCAAGACUACAUCGAAACUUGCAAGCCCUUGAGUAGGCUGAAGAACGUAGAGGUGCCACCAUUUCGAAACAUGGAUGAACAAGUUUUGAUAGAAAUCUCAAAGCAUCUUAAGCCCAAGAGGUAUACUAAUAAUCAAAUCAUUAUUAAAGAGGAUCAACCACUUGAAAUGAUGCUUUUUGUCGUGGACGGACGUGUAAUCAUUAAAAAGAAAGAUUGUUCCAGUAAGUUCCAACGACGUGCAGGACAUCUGUAUGGAGAGAAACUUCUAGUUUGGCCAUCAUGGACGUCCUUCCAUGAGGGGACAAGACCUAUAGCAACCGAGUCUGUUCAGGCCAUUGAUGAUGUUGAAGCCCUUGUUCUCUUGGCCAGCGACAUGGUCAGUAUAGGCUCUAGAUUCAGGUCAGAUUUCGAUAAGUUGAAGAUGAGUCUCAGUCAGAGUCAACAAACGGAUUCGCAUUGGGAGCUUUUGACUUGUGACAAUGUGACUAUGCUACAACAAGUGCCGAAGCUUCGAACCAUGGAUAAACAAGUGUUGAAAGCAAUGUCUGAACAUCUUCAAUCGAACGUCUAUGAACAAAACGUCAACAUUGUUCAAGAGUACCGACCACUUAGCAUGAUGUUCUUCGUCACGAGGGGAAAGGUAAUAAAUGGUGAGACCGGUCGUGCAGGAAAUAUUUUUGGAGAAGAACUUGUUGAGUGGGUACUGGAUAAGUCUUUUCCUGAGAUACUACCCUUGUCGACCUGUACUGCUAAAGUAGUCUCAAACGAUGCUGAAUUCCUCGUUCUAACGGCAGAAGUCUUGAAAUGUUUAGCCUCUGAUAACUUCGUGUCACAUUUCAGCAAGAUCGCCUCUCCGUCAGAUCUUUUUACUUUUGUUCGGUUGACUAGGCUAAAGAAAGUAAGUUGCUCCAUCUCUCUAUUUGGAACUUAA
Messenger RNA from Prunus armeniaca (apricot), 1731 nucleotides. The record is from the annotation of a GenBank genome assembly. NCBI's taxonomy places the organism in Eukaryota, Viridiplantae, Streptophyta, Magnoliopsida, Rosales, Rosaceae.